This is a messenger RNA of Microplitis demolitor, 1374 nucleotides long. RefSeq lists its product as uncharacterized. Bases 1 to 1035 code for a protein of 344 amino acids. The transcript has 7 exons. The record is from RefSeq and is a predicted model, not a curated record. NCBI's taxonomy places the organism in Eukaryota, Metazoa, Arthropoda, Insecta, Hymenoptera, Braconidae.
AUGAAUCCCCAAGCAUUUCCAGAAGCUAAAGGUGUAAAUAUAAAAGCAACCGCAAUCUCUAUUAUUUCAUUAGUAAUUUCUGAAAAAUAUAAAAAAAAAUCAUUAAGUAUAUUUAUAGAUAUCAGUACUCUACAAUUGGAUAUUUUAAAAGCUGAAGAGAUUGAUAGUAAGUCCAAUAAAUCAGAGUUAUUAAAAGAAGAUCAUCUGCAGUGGAUUUUACCAGUUUUUCAACUAAAGUACACUAAUGACUCAUCUAGUCUGUAUCAAUAUGUCUACAAAUGUCAGGGAAUAUUAGUCAAACCUGAUACGGCUCUUACCGCCCGACUUUGUAUUAAAAAUACAGAAUCAUACGCAGUUGGAAUUUUCCAUGGAACCUCAAGUACAGAUGGAUUUAAUACAUCUUUACAUCAUAUUCGAAAAAGUUUAUUAGAUUAUGAUAGCACUUUCUACGAAGCAGGAGCCUUUGUUCGUAGUAUACAUGGCGUUAAAUCUUCAGGCAAAAUAACUAUACCAGGUGUGAGUAUUUUGUUCCUCGAAUCACCAAUUAAUAAUAUCAAUCCCAUCGCAAUAAAUAAUUCACCAUCAAUUAAUGAUAUUUAUAAAAAUAUAAACAAAUGCAAGUGCUUACGCAUUUCAAUUACAAACGAUUCAAAUCCUCAUUCAUGUUUUUCGUAUUUUGAUGAACGAGUAAUUCCUUAUUUUGAAUUUAUCAAUCGUUGGCUAGAUGCUCACUCUGUUUUUAGUGUAGAUGAAAAUUUGAUGAAUAUUUUUAUACAGCGUGAUCUAAAUGUCUUUGCUACAGUAAAAAAUUCGUCAUUGGCAACUGAGAGCCUGCUUGGGAGUCCACUAAUUUGUAAAAAUGAUGAAAAUGAAUAUGUAUUAGCAGGAUUACUGAUAAAUACUUAUUACGAUAAAAUGUUUUUAUACGCAAAUCUAGCGCAAGACUUCUCGUGGCUAAACGAGAAAUUGAACAAUGGUAUUGGUUCUAUGAUACAUUCCGAGUUAAAUACUCACUCCAUUAAAUUUCGAUUUUAAUUAUGAUGACUUUUUUUCCCUAAAUAAUUAAGAUUUUGACUUAAGAGACUAAAUUAAUAGUAAUGACACAAAAAUGUAAAAUUUAAUAAUAAUCAGCCGCAUUAAAAAAAAUUGGUUUAAAAAUUGUUCGUAGUUUAAAAUUAUCAAUUAUUAAGUUUUUUGAAACUUUGGUAAUUUUGAAAAUUAAGAAAUCGUUGAUUUGUGUUCUGUGAUUACAUGUUUAAAAUCUAAAAUUAACUGCAUGGUUGAAAUUUAUAUGACUAUUCAAAAAAAUGUCACAACAAGAAAGUCGAAACUUCUUCAAAUAUUCCUUUUCAAAUGAAUUUUUCUUGUACAAAA